Molecule: messenger RNA, 3333 nt
Organism: Acanthoscelides obtectus
Lineage: Eukaryota; Metazoa; Arthropoda; Insecta; Coleoptera; Chrysomelidae
Source: the annotation of a GenBank genome assembly
AUGAUCCACCGCGAAGUAGCCGAUGGUCUAGAGCGUCUUUGGAACGUAAGAGUAAACUGCAUAUGGGAAGCCGAUGAAAGUAGUCGCCAUGGAGAGGUUUAUAUAUUCGACCAUGUAUUUAAGCAGGAAUGUACAAAUUCAGAUGUAUAUGGAUCUGUAGUAAAACCUUUAGUCGAUUCCUUCAUGGAAGGUUUCAAUGCCACAAUAUUUGCAUAUGGCCAAACAUCUUCUGGCAAAACACACACCAUUUUGGGCAAUAAAACAGAUCCUGGGCUUUUCCAAUUAGUAUCCAAUCAGUUAUUCCAGCAUGUGGCAGACCAGGUUGAUAAGAGGUACUUGAUUAGAUGCAGUUAUAUUGAAAUCUACAAUGAAAAGAUCAAUGACCUCCUGGAUAAGAGCAAUCAGGGUUUAACUAUAAGAGAAGAUAUCAAAGGAAAUGUGCUGCUUGAUGCAAGGGAAGCUGUCGUAGACAAUGUUGAUAAAGUUAUGGAGAACAUGAUGCAGGGCAAUAAGAUCAGACGAGUUGCAGCUACUCGCAUGAAUGAGAGGUCAUCUCGAUCACACACGAUUUUCCGGAUUAUUCUGGAGUCGAAAGAUGCCAAUCAGAAAGAUGGACCUGUACAUAUAAGCUACCUUAACUUAAUGGACUUAGCUGGUUCUGAGAGAGUUUCUCUGACGAAAGCUGCUGGUGAGCGUCUUAAAGAGGGGGCUAACAUAAACAAAUCUUUGUCAGUAUUAGGAAAUGUGAUAAGGCAACUAAGCGAGGGGAAGGAGUUUAUCAGUUAUCGCGAUUCGAAAUUGACUAGACUGCUCUCACAGGCUCUUGGCGAUCCUGGGCUUUUCCAAUUAGUAUCCAAUCAGUUAUUCCAGCAUGUGGCAGACCAGGUUGAUAAGAGGUACUUGAUUAGAUUCAGUUAUAUUGAAAUCUACAAUGAAAAGAUCAAUGACCUCCUGGAUAAGAGCAAUCAGGGUUUAACUAUAAGAGAAGAUAUCAAACGUAAUGUGCUGCUUGAUGCAAGGGAAGCUGUCGUAGACAAUGUUGAUCAAGUUAUGGAGAACAUGAUGCAGGGCAAUAAGAUCAGACGAGUUGCAGCUACUCGCAUGAAUGAGAGGUCAUCUCGAUCACACACGAUUUUCCGGAUUAUUCUGGAGUCGAAAGAUGCCAAUCAGAAAGAUGGACCUGUACAUAUAAGCUACCUUAACUUAAUGGACUUGGCUGGUUCUGAGAGAGUUUCUCUGACGAAAGCUGCUGGUGAGCGUCUUGAAGAGGGGGCUAACAUAAACAAAUCUUUGUCAGUAUUAGGAAAUGUGAUAAGGAAUGUACAAAUUCAGAUGUAUAUGGAAGGUUUCAAUGCAACAAUAUUUGCAUAUGGCCAAACAUCUUCUGGCAAAACACACACCAUUUUGGGCAAUAAAACAGAUCCUGGGCUUUUCCAAUUAGUAUCCAAUCAGUUAUUCCAGCAUGUGGCAGACCAGGUUGAUAAGAGGUACUUGAUUAGAUUCAGUUAUAUUGAAAUCUACAAUGAAAAGAUCAAUGACCUCCUGGAUAAGAGCAAUCAGGGUUUAACUAUAAGAGAAGAUAUCAAAGGAAAUGUGCUGCUUGAUGCAAGGGAAGCUGUCGUAGACAAUGUUGAUCAAGUUAUGGAGAACAUGAUGCAGGGCAAUAAGAUCAGACGAGUUGCAGCUACUCGCAUGAAUGAGAGGUCAUCUCGAUCACACACGAUUUUCCGGAUUAUUCUGGAGUCGAAAGAUGCCAAUCAGAAAGAUGGACCUGUACAUAUAAGCUACCUUAACUUAAUGGACUUAGCUGGUUCUGAGAGAGUUUCUCUGACGAAAGCUGCUGGUGAGCAUCUUAAAGAGGGGGCUAACAUAAACAAAUCUUUGUCAGUAUUAGGAAAUGUGAUAAGGCAACUAAGCGAGGGGAAGGAGUUUAUCAGUUAUCGCGAUUCGAAAUUGACUAGACUGCUCUCACAGGCUCUUGGCGGAAAUGUGCUGCUUGAUGCAAGGGAAGCUGUCGUAGACAAUGUUGAUAAAGUUAUGGAGAACAUGAUGCAGGGCAAUAAGAUCAGACGAGUUGCAGCUACUCGCAUGAAUGAGAGGUCAUCUCGAUCACACACGAUUUUCCGGAUUAUUCUGGAGUCGAAAGAUGCCAAUCAGAAAGAUGGACCUGUACAUAUAGGCUACCUUAACUCAAUGGACUUAGCUGGUUCUGAGAGAGUUUCUCUGACGAAAGCUGCUGGUGAGCAUCUUAAAGAGGGGGCUAACAUAAACAAAUCUUUGUCAGUAUUAGGAAAUGUGAUAAGGAAUGUACAAAUUCAGAUGUAUAUGGAAGGUUUCAAUGCAACAAUAUUUGCAUAUGGCCAAACAUCUUCUGGCAAAACACACACCAUUUUGGGCAAUAAAACAGAUCCUGGGCUUUUCCAAUUAGUAUCCAAUCAGUUAUUCCAGCAUGUGGCAGACCAGGUUGAUAAGAGGUACUUGAUUAGAUUCAGUUAUAUUGAAAUCUACAAUGAAAAGAUCAAUGACCUCCUGGAUAAGAGCAAUCAGGGUUUAACUAUAAGAGAAGAUAUCAAAGGAAAUGUGCUGCUUGAUGCAAGGGAAGCUGUCGUAGACAAUGUUGAUCAAGUUAUGGAGAACAUGAUGCAGGGCAAUAAGAUCAGACGAGUUGCAGCUACUCGCAUGAAUGAGAGGUCAUCUCGAUCACACACGAUUUUCCGGAUUAUUCUGGAGUCGAAAGAUGCCAAUCAGAAAGAUGGACCUGUACAUAUAAGCUACCUUAACUUAAUGGACUUAGCUGGUUCUGAGAGAGUUUCUCUGACGAAAGCUGCUGGUGAGCAUCUUAAAGAGGGGGCUAACAUAAACAAAUCUUUGUCAGUAUUAGGAAAUGUGAUAAGGCAACUAAGCGAGGGGAAGGAGUUUAUCAGUUAUCGCGAUUCCAAAUUGACUAGACUGCUCUCACAGGCUCUUGGCGAUGUAUAUGGAUCUGUAGUAAAACCUUUAGUCGAUUCCUUCAUGGAAGGUUUCAAUGCAACAAUAUUUGCAUAUGGCCAAACAUCUUCUGGCAAAACACACACCAUUUUGGGCAAUAAAACAGAUCCUGGGCUUUUCCAAUUAGUAUCCAAUCAGUUAUUCCAGCAUGUGGCAGACCAGGUUGAUAAGAGGUACUUGAUUAGAUUCAGUUAUAUUGAAAUCUACAAUGAAAAGAUCAAUGACCUCCUGGAUAAGAGCAAUCAGGGUUUAACUAUAAGGGAAGAUAUCAAAGGAAAUGUGCUGUUUGAUGCAAGGGAAGCUGUCGUAGACAAUGUUGAUCAAGUUAUGGAGAACAUGAUGUAG